Lucilia cuprina (Australian sheep blowfly) is the source of this 3123-nucleotide messenger RNA. Its product is annotated as gelsolin. Gene Ontology annotation, molecular function: actin filament binding; phosphatidylinositol-4,5-bisphosphate binding. Gene Ontology annotation, biological process: actin polymerization or depolymerization; barbed-end actin filament capping; actin filament severing. NCBI's taxonomy places the organism in Eukaryota, Metazoa, Arthropoda, Insecta, Diptera, Calliphoridae. The record is from RefSeq and is a predicted model, not a curated record. The transcript has 10 exons. Gene Ontology annotation, cellular component: actin cytoskeleton; cytoplasm. The coding region runs from base 392 to 2776 and encodes 794 amino acids.
GACAUAAUAAAACUAAUAAAAUCAGUGACAGCUAAAGCUAAAAAUUUAGUCUUUUUUAAACUGUCGUUGAAAGCGUUACUUAAAAAGUGAUAUUAAAAAAAUAAUAAUAAAACGGUUUUUUAUUUCUUUUAUUGAGAAAUUUAAAGAUCGCAGAGUAAAUUGAGAUCUUACCAAUAAAACGAGAGCAUUUUAUUUGCUCUAGUAAAUUAUAGAAGAAAAUAAAAAAGGCAAAACUGAUUCAUCUUUUUGAAAAAAUCGAAUAACAAACGAAAUAAACAAAACAAUAAAACGCAGCUAUAACAAAACAACAUUAAAAAGCAAAUUCUCCAAAAAAAUUAUCCAUUUGUUUUUGCUUUUCUGUAGCUGCUCUCCACUGAAACAAACAGCGAUCAUGAUGGCAGUGAUCUACAGCUGUUUUGUUGUUCUACUGCUGGCAACUUUAAGUUCAGCCGGUACUAUACAAAAUCGUCCAGCUUUUCCGACACAAACAAAUCAAUUACAAAACACAGGCAGUAAAUCAGCGGGAGGAAGAAUUAUGCAUCCAGCUUUCGCAAAUGCCGGCCGUACACCAGGUCUAGAAAUCUGGAGAGUUGAGAAUUUCGAACCUGUGGCAUAUCCCAAAAAUAACUAUGGUAAAUUUUUCACCGGAGACUCUUUUAUUGUUUUGAAUACUAUCGAAGGUAAAGACAAAAAACUCUCUUGGGAUGUGCACUUUUGGUUGGGCUCAGAAACAUCCGUUGAUGAAGCUGGUGCUGCCGCCAUUUUAACCGUACAACUUGAUGACCUACUUAAUGGCGGUCCAGUACAACAUCGUGAAGUUCAGGAUCAUGAAUCGCAAUUGUUUUUAAGCUACUUUAAAAAUGGUGUACGUUAUGAGCAGGGUGGUGUGGGUACUGGCUUUAAACAUGUCGAAACCAAUGCCCAGGGCGAAAAACGUCUCUUCCAAGUAAAGGGUAAACGUAAUGUACGUGUACGCCAAGUUAACUUGUCGGUUUCAUCGAUGAACAAGGGUGAUUGUUUCAUAUUGGAUGCUGGUAAUGAGAUUUACGUUUAUGUGGGUGCCCAAGCAAAACGUGUGGAAAAAUUAAAAGCCAUCAGUGCAGCAAAUCAAAUCAGAGAUCAAGAUCAUAAUGGCAGAGCUAGAGUGCAAAUAAUUGAUGAAUUCAGCACCGAUAUGGAUAAACAAAACUUCUUUAAUGUUUUGGGCUCUGGUUCACCCAGCCAAGUACCCGAGGAAUCUGCAGCUGAAGAGGAUGCUGCCUUUGAAACUGCUGACGCUAAUUCGGUUACUUUAUACAAAGUUACUGACAGUUCUGGCAAACUUAAAAUUGAAGCCAUUGCCCAGAAACCUUUACGUCAAGAAAUGUUGGAUACCCGCGAUUGUUUCAUUUUGGAUACCGGUUCUGGUAUUUAUGUUUGGGUGGGUCGUGGUUCUACACCCAAAGAAAAGGCCGAUUCUAUGUCUAAAGCUCAAGAGUUCUUACGUACUAAAAAAUAUCCCGCCUGGACGCAAAUCCAUCGUAUUGUCGAAAGUGCAGAAUCGGCUCCCUUCAAGCAAUACUUUGCCACUUGGCGCGAUGCUGGUAUGUCACAUACUCGUCUCGUACGUUCGGCUUUGGGUUACGAUACCGACGAUUCUGAGUUCGAAGUUGAUGAUGUUGAUUCAGUUUUGAAAAACCUUAAAGAACGUGGUGGCCGUGCUAUUGGUUUUAUGCCCGACAAUGGUGAAAAUACAAUUGAGGAAAUCACCCAAUACUACACUAGCUCUGGCAGUAAUGAAGUGACACGCAAUACUUUGGAAUUUGAUGAAAACAUGCCAUUAUUGGGUUAUUCGGCUUAUGUCAUUACCUAUAAGUUCGAAUCAAAACAUGGUGAUACUGGUUCUUUGAUUUAUGUCUGGGAGGGUGUUAAGGCUAGUCAUGAUGCCCGUGAACGCGCUUUUGAGGAUGCCAUGGCUUUGGCUUUGGAACAAAAUGCUAUUUUGAUUCGCACCGUCCAGAAUUAUGAACCUAGACAUUUUCUUAAAAUGUUCAAGGGUAAAUUAAUGACUUUGUACACCUCCACUCCCACCGAACCUCAAUUGUUCCAUAUUCGUGGUACUGAUGCCUCUAACGUCCAUGCUUAUGAGGUUAAGGCUGAUUCCUCGUCAUUGUCUUCUUCUGAUGUAUUCGCUUUGGUAACAAACCGCGAUAAUAAGGUUUACAUUUGGAUUGGUUUGGGCGCUUCUGAAUUUGAAAAGAGCUUGGGUUUAGAACGUUUUGGUCAAUAUUGGCCCGAUGUUGAGGCUGAAAUUAUCGAGGAGGGUGCCGAACCCGAUGAUUUCUGGGAGGAUUUGAAUGGUGAAGGUAUCUAUGAUCGUAGCAUGUCCGAAAAGGGUGCCCCUCUUUUGGAACCACGUCUCUUCCACUGCCGUUUAGUGGGAAAUCGCAUUAAAGUUGAAGAGGUCAAUCACUUUGAACAAGCUGAUUUGGAUAUGGAUGAUGUUAUGCUUAUGGAUGCAGGCGAUGAAAUUUAUAUGUGGGUCGGUUCCGGCGCCACCGCUGAUGAAAAUGGAAAAAUUUUGGAUAUGGCUAAGAAAUACAUUAAAUCCGAACCCACUGAUCGUACCAUUGACACUGUCAGUGUUAUUCGCAUUUCGCAAGAUCAUGAACCUCGCGUUUUCAAACGCAUGUUCCCCUCUUGGGAAGAAGGUUACUGGCAGGGUAUACCUUCCUAUGAGGAUGUACGUAAGCAAGUUUAUGAAGACAAUGAACGUAUCGAGGACAAUGAUGUUUAAAAUGUAAAAGAAGCUACCAAAAAUAUAUACAUAUAAUAAAAUACAAAAAAAUAAAUCCAAUAUUGUCAACGGUUUGUUUGUCACAAACAAAUGUCUUGCCUUCGAAGGAAAGAACAACAAAAUUUAAUAAAACAUCAUGAAAAUACAUAAAAUGAAACCAAACCAACCAUCUGAACAACCUUCAAUCCAAUCAACUCAACAACUCAAAUUCAACUAUAAGCACUUUAUGAUCAUGAACAAUUUAUUUAUGAUUUUUUAUAUAUAUUCUAUUAAAACGCUAUAAUACUUUUGUUUAUUGUUAAAAAAAAACUUUUUCUUUUAAUUUUCAUAUAACAUAAAUAACUUUA